Molecule: messenger RNA, 153 nt
Organism: Aspergillus mulundensis
Lineage: Eukaryota; Fungi; Ascomycota; Eurotiomycetes; Eurotiales; Aspergillaceae
Exons: 2
Coding region: 1-153 (50 amino acids)
Source: RefSeq, a predicted model, not a curated record
AUGCGAGCAUUGGACUUCCCGAAGGUGCCAUGGCAGAGGACGUUAGAGAAUACAGGUGUUUCUUACCUGCUGGAAGAAGACGAAGAAGCUGGAGGCGAGGACAAGGAACGCGACACAGAUGACGAAAUUGUUGACGAGGCCGAGGCCCGGUAA